UCCCGCUCCCCCUUUCUUCUUAUUCUUGAGCUUAGUCAUAAAUAUCUCAUCUCUCUAGAGCUCCAGAAUGUUCCCAUUUGUUCAUGAUAAUCGGGAGGUCUUUAAUCUGCAUUCUUACAGAUCCUUUGUAAACUUAAAUGGCUGAAUGAGAUAGAGCUAGUUAAAAGCAAGAAGAAGAAGUAGAACCCUUGUCUUGUUCUGUAUCUAUCCAGAUUUGUAAAUAUGAAGAAUCAAAGUCUAGCCGCGGCUAAUGUUGGUGAGCCUCCUGCUCGUAUGACACGAGCUAGGUUAGCUGCUUUUCGUACCGGAUUACCACCGCCUUGUAAGGCCAUGAAAUGUGGGGAUGGAAAAAGGAAAAGGGAAGCUACAGAAGAGAUGGACACUAAUCCUGCCAUUUUUGGAUGUAUAAAGAAUAACAAGAAGAGAGCAGUGCUGAAAGAUGUUUCAAAUGUUACAUCAACUAGAUCUUAUAAGAAAUGUCCUGUCAUCCCAAAAGCUGCUCCCAAAAAAGAGAACAUCAAGCGAGGUAAACAGGCUUCUUCUUUUGACAUUUCAAAGACCAUCCCAUCAACUACUACUGGAAUAGAACAAAUGGGCGGAAAGUUGUAUGAUAGGUCUCCAGUUAAAGUUAAAGCAAUGCACUUGCCUUCAUAUCCGGAGAAACUUAAUCUGAAUGCAGAAACGUCUCAGCUACAAGCAAAUGUUAUAGUGGAGGAAGCUCGUCUCCCUGAGAAGCUGUUGAUGAUAUCUGAUGAUAAAGACUUCAAGAAUAUUGAUCUUGAUCAAGACAAUCCACAAUUAUGUAGCUUAUAUGCUCCUGACAUAUACAAUAAUCUAUGUGUUGCAGAGUUGGCACGAAUGCCAUUUAUGAGUUAUAUGGAGAAAAUGCAGAAAGAUGUAACUCCAACCAUGCGUGGUAUCCUAGUUGAUUGGCUCGUGGAGGUAACGGAGGAAUUCAAAUUAGUUCCAGACACGUUGUAUCUAACUGUUAAUUUCAUUGAUCGAUUUCUUUCUCGAAAUUGCAUGGAUAGACAGAGGCUUCAACUUCUUGGCAUCACUUGCAUGUUAAUAGCCUCGAAAUAUGAAGAGGUUUGUUCUCCACGUGUUGAUGAAUUCUGUUUCAUCACCGACAGUACCUACACACGAGAAGAGGUUUUGACAAUGGAGAAACAAGUUCUAAACUUACUGAACUUUCAACUUUCUGCACCAACUCCAAAAACUUUCCUUAGGCGAUUCCUAAGAGCAGCACAUGCGUUGAAUAAUGCUCCUAGUCUUGAACUGGAGUUCUUAGCUAACUACUUGACAGAAUUGACACUGGUUGAUUACGAGUUCUUGAAGUUCAUCCCUUCUAUGAUUGCAGCAGCUGCUGUGUUUCUAGCAAGAUGGACUCUUGAUCAAUCAAUCCAUCCAUGGAAUUCAACAAUGGUGUAUUAUACUAAAUACAAGGCAUCGGAUCUGAAAACCAUUGUUCAUGCAAUGCAUGAUUUACAAAUGAAUGCAAUUAGCUGUCCCUUGAACUCUAUAAGAGCAAAGUACAAUCAAGAGAAAUUCAAAUGUGUAGCAACUCUGUCUUCCUCCCUGAAGACCCUUAUAAAGUUGUUUUGAAGAAGAAACAAAAUGUUUUGCUGUAUGGUCUCUAAUGGAGGAGGAGGAUGGAGAAGAAAGGAUUGCUAACAGAUACAUAACAUUUAUUGGGCUUUUAACUUUCUGUUAUCUAAGAUUGAUCUUUCUUCUUCUUCUCUUCUUGUUCUUCAUGUCAUGAAAUCAGUGUGUAACAAAAUGUACCAAUCAAGCCCUUGGUUCUUUUCAAAAUUGGAUAAUGUAAAGGCAGCUGCCCUAUGUAAAGGCAACUGCCUCUCUAUUUUAAAACAAAACUAAUAUACUUGUAGGUGUUUUGAUACAUUUCUCUUAAGAUGAACUAAACUAGGGUUCAAUUUCUGUGACCCAA
Impatiens glandulifera is the source of this 1948-nucleotide messenger RNA. RefSeq names its product cyclin-A2-4-like. Gene Ontology annotation, biological process: mitotic cell cycle phase transition; regulation of cyclin-dependent protein serine/threonine kinase activity. Lineage: Eukaryota; Viridiplantae; Streptophyta; Magnoliopsida; Ericales; Balsaminaceae. Gene Ontology annotation, molecular function: cyclin-dependent protein serine/threonine kinase regulator activity. Bases 223 to 1605 code for a protein of 460 amino acids. The record is from RefSeq and is a predicted model, not a curated record. The transcript has 11 exons. Gene Ontology annotation, cellular component: nucleus; cyclin-dependent protein kinase holoenzyme complex; cytoplasm.